AUGGCCCGCGAUAACCAAACAAAUACACUCGAAUUGCACAUAAAAGUAAAUGGACAAAAUUUAUCAGCAAUUUCAGAAAAGUGUAAUAUCGGCACGUUACGAUCUUGUUCCCUUUUUGUUUACCAUCAUAUCCUUGAUAUUAGAAUUCCUUCCGAUCCAUCUUGGCCUAAAAUACCUCCACGUUAUUCAAGCAACAUUAUCGAUGACAUUAUUGAACCUCCAUGUGUGAUCACUUUGACAGAAACUCCUAGAAAAUGUCGUAAUGUAAUGCAAACUGUUUCAAGCCGACAUCUCAAAUCAAGAUUAAACCAAGGAUGCGAAGCAGUCACGCAAAUACCGAAAAGAAUACCUGGCUGUUUUGAUCCACGUUUUAGAAGGCAUUAAUUUCUCCAAGAUAAUAUAUUUUAUAUUAAAUUUACGCUUUGUAAUAACUCGUGACUUUAUGACAAGUCAGUUCUUUACAGGAAAUAAGUGGCACAGUAGCCUGCUCCACACACACACACACACACA
Acromyrmex echinatior (Panamanian leafcutter ant) is the source of this 510-nucleotide messenger RNA. RefSeq lists its product as uncharacterized. Lineage: Eukaryota; Metazoa; Arthropoda; Insecta; Hymenoptera; Formicidae. The record is from RefSeq and is a predicted model, not a curated record.